CGUAUUGAAUAUCAGUAGUGGGUAUCGGUAGUUGUUUGUCAAACUAAGAAAUCUGCAUUAUUAAGAUGUCGGUGAAAAAAAAAGUUGGAGAUAAUCAAAAAAACGUAAAAAUAGCAAGCAGAAAAAAAAGGCGAGGUCCAUACAAAAAAUAUAAUACUUUUGGAAGUGUAAUGACUAUUCCAAAACGAACAAAAUAUGAUUGGCGUGUAAAACGAGAAAAGAGUCAACAAAUUAUACCAACACAAAUACAGUCGGUUCCGUUGCAAUCAGAAAAUCAUGGUAGUAAAACAAUCACCGAGAUUAAAGACUUAACUAAUGGGGAACAAAAUUGUAAGGAAAGUUUGUCAGAUAAUGUUGGAAUUGCCGAAGCAUUAGAACCUAUUAAAAUGGAUUAUCAAGAAACCCCGCCGAAUGAUCAAGAAUCUUCCAACAAUAUCGAUAUUAUAGUUAUUGAUGAGUACGCAAACAGAACAAAUAAUGAUCUUCCAAACAAUCUUGCAUCUAACCCAAGAACCAUACCAAAACAUCAUCUUAUUAAUAAUCUUCUUGUCAUGGCUAUUAAAUGGCGAAGAAAUAUUACUCAUACAGUUGCACAAGAUAUCGCUAAUUUACUUAAUAUUUUCUCAACAACUGCGGGUGCUAAGACUUCUAAAUAUUAUUGGAAAACAAUUAUUGAUCGUUAUUCGCACAAUAUUACAACUCACUAUAUUUGUAUUCAAUGUGGAAAUUAUUUAGGUAGUGAAAGUAACUGUUCAAGUAAUUGUAAUAAUUGUUUAACUAAAUUCGAUCCUAAGUCUAAUGAAGGUUCAUUUUUACAUCUACCUUUAACCGAUCAAUUACGCGAAUUAUUUGAAACUACUGAUGCCCAUAACUUGUAUUCUUUGAGCCGAAGGAAAGAAAAUAAAUAUGCUAUAGAAGACAUUUUUGACGGAAAAAUGUACAAGAAACAAGUAAUACACGAUGAUAUGAUUUCAAUCAAUUACAGCGUCGAUGGAGCUCCUAUUUUUGAGAGUUCAAAUACCUCGAUUUACCCUGUACUUUGCUCGAUUAACGAGCUUAAUCCAUUUGAACGAAGAAAUCAUAUUAUGCUCUCUAGCAUCUGGUUUGGUUCCGGUAAACCAAAAGAUAUGAACGGAUAUUUGAGGCCGUUUACAGAUGAAGCAAAGAAACUUCUUGACAAAGGUUUCACAUAUUUAUAUAAAGGUCAAAUAUAUCGCAAAAGAGUUGUAACCUUGAUGGGUGUAUGCGACUCGGUUGCUCGUCCUCUUGUACAAUGUGUGAAACAAUUUAAUGGAGAGUACGGAUGUGGUCUAUGCUUACAUCCAGGGAAAAGAGUUAGUAAAGGUAAUGGAUUCACCCGAGCUUAUCCAAUCGUAAAUGGAAAUUUCUUCGGUGAAGGACUAAGAACUCACAACCAAACUUUAACUCAUGCUAAGAAAAAAAACGUCGAAGAUCGAAAAGGAGUUAAAAAAUUAUCCAUCUUAUGUGAAAUUCCAAAUUACAAUAUUAUUUAUAAUUUAGAUGUCGACUGGAUGCACUGCGUUGGACUAGGAGUUGUCCGUCAAUUUGCAGAUUUAUGGUUUAGCUCAUUAAACAAAGAUGAAAAAUUUUAUUUUGGAGACAUUCUGGAAUCGGCAAACUCCUUCAUUACAUCAUUUCUACCAACGUCAUAUUUUUCCCGGACACCAAGACCUUUAACAGAUCGUACUCAUUGGAAAGCUCACGAGUGGAUUAUCUUUCUUUUGGCAUACAGUUUGCCUCUACUUAAAAUAUACUUUUCAAAAACAUAUGUUGAUCAUUGGGCGUUGUUAGUUGAUGGAAUAUCAAUACUCAUCAAACGAUCAAUAAUGAAAUCGGAGUUAACUUAUGCCAAUCAAUGCUUACAAAAGUUUGUUCAGGGAGUUCAAGAGUUAUACGGAGAAAAAUUCAUGAGUUUUAAUGUUCAUUUAUUAACUCAUUUAGCUAUCAGCGUUGAAAAUUGGGGCCCUCUCUGGACUCAUAGUGCAUUUAUUUACGAGGAUUUCAACCAGACUUUAGAAAAUUGUGUGAAAAGUCCUAAUGGAGUUAUUAUACAAAUUUGUGACUCAUUUAGAUUAAAAUGUGUGAUUGAUCGACUGUAUAAUUUGUGUAAAAAUGAUUUAAGCUAUCAACAAAAAAAUUAUUUAGAUCGUUUAAUGAAUUACAAAUUAGUUAAAAACAAUACCGUAAAAGAAUGUAAAAUACUAGGUCGAAAAACUUUAAUGAAAUCAUUAUCUAUGGAUCAACUAUUAGCUUUGAGAAGAUUAAAUAUCGUAGUCGAUUCGAACACACACAUUUUCACUUAUGCUAGAUGUAAAAUUCACCGGGAAAUCGUAACGAGUGCAAAAUAUAAACGCGAGAAAAAACGAAUAAAUUUUAACGUCAUGCUAACAAAUGGAAAAAUUUUCGAGAUACAACAUUUCUUGAAUUUAAAAACGAGAUCUGGAGAAGAUAAUUAUUUGAUUGGUUAUUAUUACGUGAUUAAAAAUAAUGAAUCUUUCAUACACGGCAGAAAACUUAGUCAUUUUAUUGUUUUAGAUAAAAAAAUUCCAAUUUUGGCCGCCGUAAAAGUUGAAAUGAUAAAAGAAAAAGUAAUGAUUUUUAAAAUGUCAAAGUUAAAAUUAAUAGUAGCUUACGUUCAUGUAUGUAGUUCGGAAUUGCUGACUUAAUUUUAAAGAAAAAUUUUUUUUCUGC
Molecule: messenger RNA, 2712 nt
Organism: Cotesia glomerata
Lineage: Eukaryota; Metazoa; Arthropoda; Insecta; Hymenoptera; Braconidae
Exons: 3
Coding region: 66-2687 (873 amino acids)
Source: RefSeq, a predicted model, not a curated record